AUGGUUAUGGCAAAUGUAACCACAAUGAGCGGAUUCUUCCUCAUGGGGUUCUCCAACAACCGUGAGCUGCAAAUCUUACAUGCAUUGCUUUUCUUGCUGAUGUACUUAUUAGCCUUAGCAGGUAACCUCAUAAUUAUCACCAUCACAACCCUGGACCAACAUCUCCAAUCCCCAGCGUAUUACUUCUGGAAACACCUUUCCCUCCUGGACCUCUCUUUCAUUUCUGUCACAGUCCCCCAGUCCAUUGACAAUUAACUUAUGGGCAAUGUCUAUAGUGACAGUCAGUGCAUACUUCAGGUUUUCUUCUUCACAUCUUUGGCCUGGGCUGAGGUGGCCAUUCUCACAGUGAUGUCUUAUGACCGCUCUACAGCCAUUUGCCUCCCAUUGCACUGCGAGGUCAUCAUGGAUCCCAGAGCCUGUAAGUGGGCUGUGAUAGAUGCAUGGCUGAGUGGAGCCAUCUCUGGAAUCUUGUACACGGCUGCCACAUUCUCCAUCACAUUCUGUAGGGCCAAAAUACUCCACCAGUUCUUCUGUGAUAUCCCCCAGUUGCUGAAGCUCUCCUGUUCCAAUGAUUACCUUGGAGUGAUUGGAGUGGCUGCCUUCAUGACUGUGCCGGCAUUAAUCUGCUUCAUCUCCGUUGUUCUCUCCUACAUGCACAUCUUUUCCACAGUUCCAAGUAUACCUUCUGCUGAGGGCCGAUCCAAGGCCUUCUCUACCUGCCUGCCCCACCUCUUUGUUAGGUCAAUUUUUCUCUCCGCGGGCAUUUUUGAGUUUCUAAAACCGACUUCAGAUUCUCCAACUGCUUUUCACAUUAUGAUAUCUAUCUUUUAUGCAGUAGUGCCCCCAACACUGAACCCUAUUGUACGCAGCUUAAGGAAUGAGGCCAUGAAGGGAGCUUUAAGAAAGUUACUGUUGGGUGGUGAAUUCACCAGGAAAAAGACACUUUUGUCCUGUUUUUGGUGA
This is a messenger RNA of Balaenoptera musculus (blue whale), 963 nucleotides long. RefSeq names its product olfactory receptor 14J1. Gene Ontology annotation, biological process: G protein-coupled receptor signaling pathway. Gene Ontology annotation, molecular function: G protein-coupled receptor activity; olfactory receptor activity; odorant binding. The record is from RefSeq and is a predicted model, not a curated record. NCBI's taxonomy places the organism in Eukaryota, Metazoa, Chordata, Mammalia, Artiodactyla, Balaenopteridae. Gene Ontology annotation, cellular component: membrane.